This is a messenger RNA of Aspergillus steynii IBT 23096, 737 nucleotides long. RefSeq lists its product as uncharacterized. Bases 85 to 594 code for a protein of 169 amino acids. Lineage: Eukaryota; Fungi; Ascomycota; Eurotiomycetes; Eurotiales; Aspergillaceae. The transcript has 4 exons. The record is from RefSeq and is a predicted model, not a curated record.
CUAACGAUAGCCAUCCCACGCCAUCCCAGAACCAGCAGGAGGGGGUACAAGGUGGCCCCUUCAUCUUGGGUUAGCUGAAUAACCAUGUUUCGAAGCCUGUACGUGCGUCUCAUCCUUCUUUGGUUCGCAUUUUCCUCCUGCGCAUCGCUCGCAUUAGCCUCCUCACCCGCAUCCUUCUGCAAAUGCACUUGUUUCUCCAACAGCACCAUCAUUCCUCUUGACCCGGUCAAGCCGGAGUCCACGUCGAUCGAUGGCGUGUUCAAUUCCCGCAGUCGCAGAACCGCCUCCGACGAUCUCGGCAACGUUUUGGACCACCGGGCCAGCAACUAUCGGCCCCUAAGCUGCAAUGACUGCAAUCGGAAGUUCUGUCUAGGAUAUAACUUGCCCACCUGCAAAGGUGCCAAGGAGGAGGAUGUCUUCACCACAUGUUUCCAGAGAGAUUCACGAAAAGACGAAGCGAUAGUUUUCGUCUUCAUCAUUGCCACCAGCGGGCUUCUGGCCUGGGCUGUUUUUAAGCCGUGGGUGGAGAAAUACCUUGAGAAAGCUAGAGAGCGGCGGUCUUACAUACCGGUUUCCGGCAACGGCAGCCAGUAACGCAGGGGUUCAUGGGAUGCUGGACAUGACGGACUUCUUAUUCACGACACCCACAGGGAGUAUAUAGAUAGGUACACAUAUCUAGUAUCAGCCGUUGCUGGUAUUACACGGGCUGAGCAUGCAAUGAAUUCAAUGAACUACUC